AUGGCAACUAUUGCUUCCGAAUACGGUAACGAAGCCUCCAAUACGCCAAUUCAACAUCAAUUCAAUCCAUAUUCUGACAAUGGUGGUACAAUUCUAGGGAUUGCAGGAGAGGACUUUGCAGUGCUAGCUGGUGAUACUAGACACACAACAGACUAUUCAAUUAAUUCUAGGUACGAACCAAAAGUCUUCCAAUGUGAAGAUGAUAUCCUAAUUAGUGCGAAUGGGUUUGCUGCUGAUGGUGAGGCCUUAGUUAAGAGAUUCAAGAACAGUUUGAAAUGGUACCACUUCAACCAUAACAAGAAGCUCUCGCUUAAAAGUGCGGCAAGAAAUAUCCAACAUCUUCUUUACGGAAAAAGAAUGUUCCCAUACUAUGUCCACACCAUUAUUGCAGGUUUAGACGAGGAAGGUAAGGGUGCAGUGUACUCUUUCGAUCCUGUUGGCUCUUAUGAAAGAGAACAAUGCAGAGCUGGUGGAUCUGCUGCUUCUUUAAUCAUGCCAUUUUUGGAUAACCAAGUGAACUUCAAGAAUCAAUAUGAACCAGACUCCAAUGGAACAAAGCGGAAAGAGGUAAAAUAUCUAAGCGUGGAUGAAGUUAUUAAGUUAGUGAGGGAUGCAUUCACAUCAGCUACUGAAAGACAUAUUAACGUUGGUGACGGUCUUGAGAUUUUCAUUGUUACCAAAGAUGGUGUAAGAAAGGAGUAUUACGACUUGAAGAGAGAUUAA
This is a messenger RNA of Kluyveromyces marxianus DMKU3-1042, 723 nucleotides long. It is a transcript of the gene PRE7, whose product is annotated as proteasome core particle subunit beta 6. The record is from RefSeq and is a predicted model, not a curated record. Bases 1 to 723 code for a protein of 240 amino acids. The transcript has a single exon. Lineage: Eukaryota; Fungi; Ascomycota; Saccharomycetes; Saccharomycetales; Saccharomycetaceae. Gene Ontology annotation, cellular component: proteasome core complex.